AUGCAGCCAUACGACGCCUCUUGCUAUACGGUCACGCCUGAGAGCACGCCGGACCCUUUCAUGGUCCGGGCUAAUGGUUAUUUCCACCUCACCUUCACAGCGGGGAACAGGAUUGAAAUCUGGUCUUCGAAGCAUCUUGUAGAUUUCCAGAAAGAGCCAAGGAAGAGGACUGUCUGGACUCCACCUCCAGCUUCUGAACACUCAGUGGACCUGUGGGCCCCUGAAUUGCACGCGCUGCGCGGAAGAUGGUACAUAUACUAUGCAGCAGCAAACCCAGCUCACGGGAACAGAAGCCACCGCAUGUACGUGCUGGGCGGUCCUCCAGCCUGCGAAGAUCCUACGCAGGGACAAUGGGAAUUUCUAGGCCGCAUUCAUGGGAUGCCCGAUCAGUGGGCUAUUGACGGGACCGUCUUCGAGCUGGACAAGGAGUUGUAUUUCGUCUACUCGGGCUGGCCGCUCGGCGACACCAGCGGCUCCGAUCUCACACAGCAGCUCUUCAUAAUGAGGCUCGAGGACCCUACGAUCGCGGAGAGCAGGCCGAUCAUGAUCUCGACGCCUGAGCUUCCCUGGGAGUUCACCAAUGAUUGCGACGGCUUCCACGGAAUCAACGAGGGGCCCCAAUACCUGGAGUCGCGGGACGGUAGCUGGAAGGGCAUCGUGUUCUCGUGUGCCGGGAGCUGGACGCACGAGUACAAGCUCGCCGUGCUGCACUACAACGGGGGCGACCCCUUGGACGCCUCGUCUUGGCCCAAGGCCCAGGAGCCACUGCUCCAAGCUGCUGAGCAGGAGAACGGUCCCUGGGGCCCCGGCCACGGUAGCUUCCUCUCCCUCGGCAAGGAGAUCGUCUGCGUCUUCCACGGGACCGACAACCAGACCGAUGGCUGGGACAACAGGAAGGCCAGGUGCCAGCGUGUGAUAUUCACAGAGGCAGGUCCGUACAUGGCCGGGUUUUGCGGGGGCGUCCAGCCCCUGAUGCCACCGAAGCAGAGCAUCAUGGCCAGGAUCCGACGGAGACUCAGCAGGCGCAAAGUCAAACUCGCGCCGUCGCGGCCUAACACCAUGAGAACACUGCUGGAAAGCCACUAG
Molecule: messenger RNA, 1086 nt
Organism: Neoarthrinium moseri
Lineage: Eukaryota; Fungi; Ascomycota; Sordariomycetes; Amphisphaeriales; Apiosporaceae
Exons: 3
Coding region: 1-1086 (361 amino acids)
Biological process (GO): carbohydrate metabolic process
Molecular function (GO): hydrolase activity, hydrolyzing O-glycosyl compounds
Source: RefSeq, a predicted model, not a curated record